Messenger RNA from Gopherus evgoodei (Goodes thornscrub tortoise), 2881 nucleotides. RefSeq names its product MAX interactor 1, dimerization protein (gene MXI1). NCBI's taxonomy places the organism in Eukaryota, Metazoa, Chordata, Testudines, Testudinidae. The record is from RefSeq and is a predicted model, not a curated record. Bases 339 to 1184 code for a protein of 281 amino acids. Gene Ontology annotation, biological process: regulation of transcription by RNA polymerase II. The transcript is spliced from 6 exons. Gene Ontology annotation, molecular function: protein dimerization activity; DNA-binding transcription factor activity, RNA polymerase II-specific; RNA polymerase II cis-regulatory region sequence-specific DNA binding.
UGAUUGGAAGCAGGAUUAACAUUGUGUAGUCUAGCCUGAAUUUACAGGGCCUGAUGAUGUAUUUACUAUCUGCCCAGGCAAAAUUUCCAUAAACUUAAAUGGCGAGUGAAGAGCAGUUUAAAUUAAAAUAAAACCAAGUCACCCUUUCCAUUCCCCUUUAUUGUUUAGAACUCAACUAGCACUAGGACCACAGCGGAGUCUCAAAGUCAGGAGGUCCCUUGAUUCAUUCAAUCUCUCUCUCUCGCACGCACAGACACACAUAAACUGCAACAAGGGCAGAGGAACAAGAGAAGUAGAGGAAAGAGCUUUAAAUUUUAAAGUUUGAAUUUCCAAAAGCAAUGGGGAAACGUGGCCGGCCGAGGAAAGAACUGAAAUGUGAGGGUGAUGUUUUGGAUCCUUCUUUAGGUCAGCAGCAAGAAAUGCCAGCAGCAGAUAUGUCCAGGUGCCCAUUCAGUGACAUUUUCAGCAGUAGUGGGGACUCCAUGGAAAAGAUCAACACUUUCCUGCAGAAUGUGCAGAUCUUGCUAGAAGCAGCCAGCUACUUGGAGAAAAUCGAGAAGGAGAAUAAAAAGUGUGAGCAUGGCUAUGCCUCGACCUUCCCCUUGUUACCGAGCCCUGGACUGCAGGAUCCAAAGCCAAUGCGGAGGCUGAGCCGAGUGAGGAAACACAGCAGCGGGGGCAGCAGUACAAGCACUGCCAACAGGUCUACACACAACGAACUGGAGAAGAACCGACGUGCUCACCUACGCCUGUGCUUAGAACGUUUAAAGGUUCUGAUACCACUAGGACCAGACUGCACCCGGCACACAACCCUUGGGCUGCUUAACAAAGCCAAAGCACACAUCAAGAAACUUGAGGAGGCCGAGAGGAGAAGCCAACACCAGCUUGAAAACCUGGAACGAGAACAAAGAUUCUUAAAGAGAAGGCUGGAACAACUGCAGGGUCCUCAGGAGAUAGAACGAAUACGAAUGGACAGCAUUGGCUCAACCAUUUCCUCUGAUCGCUCGGAUUCAGAGCGAGAGGAGAUUGAAGUGGAUGUUGAAAGCACAGAGUUCUCCCAUGGAGAAGUGGAUGAUAUCAGCACAACCAGCAUCAGUGACAUUGAUGAUCAUAGCAGCUUGCAGAGUGUUGGGAGUGAUGAGGGUUAUUCCAGCGCCAGCGUCAAACUCUCGUUCGCUUCCUAGAACAAAGUGAGACAACAGUGCAGGGCGGAUUAUUCCACUGGAGUAAUCGGAGUUCAAACUGGAUUCUAGAUGCAGUAUCCUCUUUUAGAAAUGACAUGUCAACAGCUAGACCGGAACAGACCUAUGUAUAUGUACCCCUUGGGCAAUAGGAGGCCUCCAUAGGAACCCAUGUAUGUCCAUUGGGUCAUAUUGCAAAAGCCUGGUUUCCCCUAGUGUAGUGAGACUGAACCCUGGCCCUUCUGAAGUCAGUGACAAAACUCCAGUUGGCUUCAGUGGGAUUUGGCCCUUACAUGAUGAAUUACUUUGCUUUGACUUUGUUUAUUUGAAAGAGGAUAGUGGAGAUUCAGCCCCUCUCUCUUUCAAUUUGUCAUUAGAUCUGAGAAACGUCCAGUUUUUCUCAUACUGCAUUCAGAUAGAACAACUUGGUUUAGACCCUUCUGGAACUUUCCUGGUCCUGAAAUGACUCUGUCCUAAUGUGUGAUCACCAUCAGGCAUUAUAGUAACAUAGCAGGAAGUCACAGCAGCUUGGCCAUGAAGACGUAUCACACAACCUAUGAAUAAUAAUAGGUGUUCAGUUCAUGCCCAGAGAGAGAGGCAACAGUGAAGAUUUUUCAGGAGAAAUCACCAUUCGGCUCAACGUUCUAUUGGACAUCAUUUAAAGCAAGUACCUUUAUCACACUGCUAGCACUAGGGUACUAAACUGUAAUCCACCAGCACGUGGCGGGCUGCAUUGUGGAGUCCAACAGCAGUGCUCCCCUAGAGAGAAAGAGAGAGACUCUCUCUCUCUCUCUGACAGAAAGAAACCAGCGUGUGGAAAGUCAUGCCCAGAUUCUGAGCCACUAUGACCUUUUUUUAUUUAAAGAUCUUUUGAUAAACGUUUGUAAAUGUGUUGGGAGUAAAAACACUCCAAAUGUGACACGUCUUUUUAGAUGUCUUUUAUAAUGGAUUAACACCACUGAAAAGGUAUCUGUUUUGAUGCAGCACUUGACCUGGUGAAACACAAAAAUGCUCUUUGCCGUGCACAAAACGAACAAGGUCUGUGCUGGCUUGGAAAGGUCAGGGUUGCUGAGUUUUUUGGUUUCCUGUUUUUUAGUCAUUCCCCUUGCAAACUUUGAAGGCACCUGAUCCCCUACAGUAGUCAUAGUUCAAUAGUUAACAUAGUUAAGCUCAGCACUUGUCUCAUCUUAAUGUAACAUUUGGCCUGCGCACAUCCCCGUGUGUAUCCAGUAUCUCACCUGAGCAGGUGCUGUUGCUGUUGAGAGCUAUUGUAUCGAAUAUUUUAUAAUUUUCUUGGAGGUGAGAUUUCUAACCUGCACUUUGAGGGCUUUGCUUUCUUGUUUUGUCUUUUUUUUUUUUUUAAUGGUGAGAAUUAUAUUUUUGUUUUCCAGGUUAAAAACCUUCUUAAAGAGACCUCACCAAUGGCAUUGUUUGAAAUUUUGUAUACCUUUAAGUAAUUUAACUACCCUCUCAUUACUAAGGAAAAAAAUAAAAGGAAAAAAAUGCUUUAUAAAAUUCGUAACUUAUUGGUUGUUAAUUUCAGUCCUUUUUUUUUUUUAAUUGUUUUUAGGUAGGGCUGGGCAAAAAAAAAAAUGAAGACAACCUUAUUUAGCAGUGCAGUAGAAUUGUGUUUAUAUGUUAGAAUAUGGUCCCACAUUAAAGUAGCACUUUAACACCAUUAAAUAUUUCUGGAUCUGAAA